CUGCGGUGCAGCAAGUCUCGGCUUGACCUUCCGCAAUGUCGUCCAAAAAGCGCGAGGAGCCGGCCAGCGUAGAUGAAGUCGGGCCCGGUCAAGCGUACCUCCCUUUCGUCGUAAUGGAGGACUUGUUGGACAAAUUGAAGCUUAUGAACUACGACACCGAGUUCACAACACAGUUUAAAGUCAAGCCUGUCAGCAGGCAUUAUUUCGCAGUGCCAACGAACCCGGGAGAACAGUUCUACAUCUUCUCUUCACUGGCGGCUUGGCUGAUCCAGCAAUCGGGCAUUGCGUUUGAAACACCACAGGAGUCGGAUGAUCCUAAUACGACAAUAUCAAAUAUCCUAGAUGUGCUUAGGAAUGCGGGCACCGCUAUCGACUUCCCUCCGAGUCGCCUGAAACAAGGCUGGGGAGAGCACGUGAUCUUCGUUCUCGACCAUUUGGCUGACAAGGCCCUCAGGAAAAAGCAGUUUGCAUGGAAAACGCUUUUGCCACCAGAAGAACAGCUCGAAGAAGAAACAGUGGUUGAUGAUGCCGCAGAGGUGACUCUGGAGAAAAUUGAAGAGGAGAUGAUGGAGGAGCAAACAGCGGAAGACGAGGACGAUGAUGACGGUCCAGUAAUGGACCUGGAUGGCUUGCGUACGCUAUCGGCUGGCCGCUUGGGUGGAUCAUCUCAGUUGAACAAGCCCGAGGAGAUUCUACAGUCAACGGUGGAUAGUGCCGAGUGGAAGCUGGAAGUGGAGAGGGUCUUACCCCAGCUUAGGGUUACUAUCCAACCCGAUGCCAAGGACUGGCGUGGUCAUCUGGAACUGAUCCACCAGCAACGUCGCGAGCUUGAUGAGGGCCUGCUUAUGACUCGAGCUCAGCUCGAGAGGCUGUCGGCUGGGCUUGGCUCAGUUCUAGACAAGCUGGCUACUCGCGAAAAAUACCUGAACGCACAGCUGGGCACCCUUGGCCAGUACCAGUCAGUGCAGGAGGCCCUGGGGCGCACACGUGAACACUACCGCACUGUCAGCGGGGGCAUCACCGACCGCUCACGUGCACUCGCACAGAUUACUGAAGAGCUGGAGCAAAUAAAACAAGAAAUGGAAGAGAGAGGCUCGAGCAUGACAGAUGGAACUCCCUUGGUGAACAUUCGUAAAGCGCUCAGCCGUCUCAAGCAGGAGAUAACGCAGAUGGAUGUGCGGAUAGGUGUAGCAGUGCACACUCUUCUCCAGGCCAAGAUUAAGGAGAAGGGAAAUCUCCAAGACAUGGCAGAUGCGCCGGCGGCCAGUUACGACUCUGUGUACUAGUUUUUUUUUCUUGCUUAGAAAGAACUCUCCUGAUAAUGAAAUCGCUUGCCGUUACUUUUUUGUGAUGUGUACCUGAUUUGUUGUUGAACCUUUUUUGGUGGAGUUUCUUUGUGCUAUAAUAGCAUUACUGCCAAUUUCCCCAAUUUACCACCAACAAAACUCCUUAUUUUUUAGCGGUCCUUCCAAUCGUGUGGUCGCAGUAAUAAAUUUCUGAAUAAAUCUCUCAAUACUUAA
This is a messenger RNA of Rhipicephalus microplus (southern cattle tick), 1520 nucleotides long. It is a transcript of the gene IFT57, whose product is annotated as intraflagellar transport 57. Gene Ontology annotation, biological process: non-motile cilium assembly; intraciliary transport. The record is from RefSeq and is a predicted model, not a curated record. Gene Ontology annotation, cellular component: cilium; microtubule organizing center; intraciliary transport particle B. Lineage: Eukaryota; Metazoa; Arthropoda; Arachnida; Ixodida; Ixodidae.